Molecule: messenger RNA, 18268 nt
Organism: Podarcis lilfordi (Lilford's wall lizard)
Lineage: Eukaryota; Metazoa; Chordata; Lepidosauria; Squamata; Lacertidae
Source: the annotation of a GenBank genome assembly
AUGCAGUGCAAUAUCAUUGUAUUCCUGGUCUUCAUCAUGGGAUUAUUGGCACCUUGGUCUAAGGUGCACGGUUUGUUUCCCUCUCUGGAUGCCAUUUGGGAAGGUAAGACUUCCAUUUUUGUGGCCCUCAUAUGCCUCAAGUCUGCUGGGCCUCCCUGCAAGUUAGGCAUCCAAUGCCGAACGGAAUGGGAUUUGGAGGCACCGGCUUUGCGCUAAUAUCAUGAGAACAGUUCUGUGGCGUGCGCCACUCACCUCCAACACUGGGCGACAAAUGCUCUGCCUUUUCACAUUCUGUUCACCCUGCCUGCAUACAUGCCUCUCAGCUCGGGACUUUCGCCCUAAUGGAUACAUAAGGUCCCAUUAGCACUAUACCGUUAAAGCAGUGUUAUACCACUUUAAACAGCCAUAGCUUUUACCAACGUAUCCUGGGAAAUGUGAAUUGUUAAGGCUGUUGAGAGUUGUUAGGAAAUGCCCAUCCCCCUCUAUUUCCAGAGCAGUUUAACAGGGAAUCCCAAUUGUAGCUCUAAUUCCCUCCAUCAUUUCUCUGAUGAAGUGCUAUUUUUCUAGAAAAAGAGGUGCCAGACUCACCAUGAAUGACUCCCUCAUUUUCUUAGAAUGGCAAUGGUGCCCACCUGAGAGGUGCCAGAACUGAGUUUCGGUGUGUUCGGGCUGAAAAAAAGCCGCGGGGAUGUCCUAUUCUGUACGCUCUUGGAGUGCCAGCUUGGCGCAGCAAUUGUGGGCGCCAUGUAGUGUGCAUGGCCCUGGCAUCAAAAUUUGUGGGUGCUCUGGCGCCCUGGGCUCCAGGGAGUUGGCACCUAUGAUACCCUCCAAUAUUUAUCUGAUGAAAAUAGGGGCAUCCUAAGGAGAAGAGGGACGCGGGUGGCGCUGUGGGUUAAACUACAGAGCCUAGGGCUUGCCGAUCGGAAGGUCGGCGGUUUGAAUAACCACGACGGGGUGAGCUCCCGUUGCUCAGUCCCAGCUCCUGCCAACCUAGCAGUUCGAAAGCAUGUCAAAGUGCAAGUAGAUAAAUAGGUACCGCUUCAGUGGGAAGGUAAAUGGUGUUUCCAUGCGCUGCUCUGGUUCACCAGAAGCAGCUCAGUCAUGUUGGCCACAUGAUCUGGAAAAACUGUGUGUGGACAAACGCCGGCUCCCUCGGCCAGUAAAGCGAAAUGAGCACCGCAACCCCAGAGUUGUCCGUGACUGGACUUAACUGUCAGGGGUCCUUUACCUUUACUUUAAGGAAAAGCAGGACAUUCCAGGAUCAAAUCAGAAACCAGGACGACUUCUGUAAAUUCAGGACUGUUCCUGGAAAAUAGGGACACUUGGAGGGUCUGAGCUCUGGGGGCGGGGGAAAUAGAGGCUUCCUAAAAAUGGACAUUGCAGAAUGUACAAAAAUAUAUAUACAUUCCCUACAAAAGAGACAGAAAACAUUUGAUUCCUGAGUGUGCUGAACUAUCUAAUAUUAGAAGCACUGGGGAAGGUGGCAGUUUUUCUUAUCACAAGUUUUUAAGCACCCUUAAAAUAUUUUUAAAAACAAGUUUCAGCUUUUAAAAUGGUUUGGGAGAAGCCAUGGCAGUUUAAAGUGGUAUAAUAUUGCUUUCAAAGUUUAGUGCGGAUGUUUCCGUACAGGGUUCAGUCACUCCACCCUGUAACUAGUGACUGGCAGUCCAACCCUAUCAAAAUUCACAAUCUGUCUUCUGUGUUACCCUUUUAAAAAUAUAUAUAUUCAUGUUUUGAAGUAUUUUGAUAUUUAAAUUCACAGUUAUAUGAGGUGUUCAGAGGGAUUUUAAACCAUGUUCUUCUUCAUUCUCUUUAACUUUCUAAAAAAAAGCCAACAUCUUGAAGAGGCUAGUGUUGUAAACAAAAUCUGCCCUUAUAGAGUCUUUUGUAGGUUCUUCAUCGGUAGGAGAAAAUAACAGAGGCCAACCAGAGUAUAUUGAGAAGCAAAGCAGCUAGUAAGCCUGAUCUUUAUUAAAGCUGUUGCAACAGGGUGCUCCCCUCACACACAAGAGAGCGGGGGAGGACCCAGAACAAAGGUGUGCCCGCCCUUAUAUAUACAUUUUGAAAUUCCCUGCCCUGGAGCUCAAGACCACCCCUCCAUACAUCAUACAUACAUCACAGAAGGGGUGUAGCCCCAGACCCCCCCCCCACAAACAUCAUACCUACAUCACAGAAAAGGCGGUCUACAACAGAAAUUUGAAUGUUGUUGUUUUUCUGUGUCUGCCAGGUUAUCUGAUAAUGCCUUAUCUGAUUGCCUUUUCUGGUAGUCUGGCCUUUGAGAUGGUAAUUACUUAAUUCCUGAGACAAUGGGAAAGUUCCCUCACCCCCUCCCUCCUUGCAGAGAAACAUUUGGUCAGUUUGGGAGUCAAAAUGGUUUCAGGACUAUCUUCCUGUACUGCUUCAGACAUGUGGUUUAUAUAUUUAUGUACGUGUUUGCUUGGUACAUUUAUGAACAUUUAUUAUAUAUAUAAGACCUUACAUUUUUUUAUUACACUAGGAAGUGCAAUAUAUUUAGUGCAUUUUCAAAACACAGCCAGAAUUAUCUCUUGAAAGAAGGCUUUGUGAUCACAUGAAGUUAUUUCCAAGAACAACAUGCAACUAAAAAAAAAAAAGUUCCUUCAGAUCACAACACGGGAGCUCCCAUACUUUCCCCCAUACAGCCCUUGGAAACAAUUGCUGACCACACAGCAGAUGUUUAACACACAAUGCUUCCCCCCAAAGAAUCCUGAGAACUGUACUGUAGGCCACAGAGCUACAGCACCCAGCAGCUUUAACAAAGUAGAGUUCCCAGGAUUCUUUGCGGGAAGUCAUGAUCUUUAAAUGUGUGGUGUGUAUCAGACCUUCCAGUUGUCCCUGUUUUCCAGGGCCAGUCCCGGAAUUACAGAAGCCAUCCCAGUUUCUGAUUUGGCCCUGAAAUGUCCCUCUUAGGGGAUGGAGUUAUGCAAUCCCUGAGCAAGGAGAUACAACCUUUAGAAGAAACCUGGAAGCAGUCCUGUAAAGAGAAGUUUUUUUAAAAAAUUUUUUUAAUGCUUAAUGAUUAUUUUACAUGUUGGAAGCUGUCCAGAGUGGCUGAGGCAACCCAGUAAGAAGGGUGGGCCAUUAUUUAUUAUUAUUAUUAUUAUUAUUAUUAUUAUUAUUAUUAUGGAUGGGCUAUCAUCAUCAUCAUCUCUAUUUUCAUUGGAGAAAUGUUGGCAGGUAUGGUGUACGCAGCCCAAAAUUAUGUGAUCUCGUUUCCAGUGACCUUUUUUAAAGUAUGCAGCAGGAGUCACACUUACUAGCCUCUAGGAGAGAUGUUUAUCUUCAGGAAUGUUAAAGAAAAUAAAAGUGAAUAUGGCCAAAAAGCCCCUGGACUGCCCACCGCACCGGGUGGAAAAUGUAUAUUAUUUCACACACUCCGUUUGGAUUACAGCAGCAAACUUCACGAGAUCAAAGUCCAGCAGCAAACUUCACGAGAUCAAAGUCCAGGCAAGUUGUACAUAGUCCAGGCAAGUUGUACAGCAAAGUCCAGGCAAGUUGCACAAAGUCCAGGCAAGUUGUACAGUAGCAAACUUCACGAGAUCAAAGUCCAGGUAAGUUGUACAUAGAUUUGAUUUGCAGAUUAGGGACAUACUAUAUUCAACAUACUAUAUUCAACAGAGUAUAACACAUUUCAAGUCAGGGUCUGCUGCAUCUGCUGCCUCGUUCCUCCAUAUACACCUUUGCUCACUUUCUAGCUCUCCUGAUGAUAUAGCAUGUGGAAUGGUUUUCUUAAACUAGAGCACAUGGGAAUGAAAGAGCUUUGAAAGGACCAGCGGAGGGAGAGGGAAGGAGGUGCAACAGCCUCAUUGUCAGGGUGAUCCCACAGACCUUUACUCAGGCAAGAUCGACACAGAUAUAUAUAUAAUAAAAACAUUCUGAAAACACUCUGCAAAAAACAGCUCUAUAGCACCAUUUGGUGUCACAGUGUUAUAAUGCAUUUAUUGACUAAUGUAGCUGAGUUCUUUGUUUAUUAUGGUGGUGUGCUAUAGUCUUCUUAAGGGCUGUGGGAGAAACCACAACCAGACUCUGCAACUAGGCUCCCAGUUGGGUUCUUUGGUCUAUGUGACUCUUGGAUCCCAUUUGGGAAGGUCCAUCUUUGGCUGCUUGGCAGAGAUGACAUCAGAUGUUGGAUUCACAAAUGUCACAUCUUCAAACGGCAUCUUCUUUUGAGUUUCGAAAGAUGAGAUGGCAUAUAAGGAACUUGUCAUUGCUCUUCUUCUCACCUUUCCUCAAGAGGAACAGCCUGCCAAGUGCAAAUUACGUCCAAGAUAUGGAAAGUGCCAUUCCGUUUACCGGAAUUUUUACUUUGAUACUGUGAGCGGCAGGUGCAAGACCUUCAGUUACAGUGGCUGUGGAGGCAAUGCAAACAACUUUCUACAUCUCCUUGAUUGCGAAGCCGAGUGUAUAAGGUUUGGUAAGGACAAUUCUUUUUUUCUUUCUGUUCCUGAUCUUUAAAAAUUAACAAAUAUUUAAAGUGAAAACCUGUUCAAAAUUUCUCUUUUUGCUGCUAGUGAGUCAUUCUCUUGCUGAUUUGAUUCCCUGCUGCUGGAGGUUUCAUGCUGUAAGGUUCUUUUUAAAAUUGUUAAUAGGAAUCAUAGUCCAGCAAAAUCUGGAGGGUCACAGGUUCCCCACUGGUGCCCCACAGCUCCCCAUGCCCCAUUCAAGGUACUCUGGAGGGGCCUCCAACCUACUGAAGCAGAUCUGGGGUGGUCCUGAGGUGAGGGGGAAUCUAUUCUGCCAGUAGUGUCUGUACUGUUGGAUUUCACACACAAUUAUUUUUUUCAUUUUCUUUUAAAAAAAAUAGUUUUAAACUCAUUUGGGAGAGUAGGGAGCACUGAAAGGGAGGUUAACAAACAAACAAACAAACAAACAAACAGACAGACAAACAAACAAACAGUUGACUGAGCUGAGUUCAUGUUCAGGCUCAAAACAGGACUUACUGCAUGGGUUUGAGGUCAGUGAAGACAUCCUACUUUGCUGCCUCCAUUACAUCCUGAGACCCUCCAAGUGUCCCUAUUUUCCAGGGUCAGUCCUGGAUUUACAGAAGCUGUCCCAGUUUCUGAUUUGAUCCUGGAAUGUCCCACUUUUCCUUAGGACAUCCCUGUUUUCAUCGUAGAAAAGUUGGAGGGUAUGGAAAAGGAUGCCCCUAUUUUCAUCAUAGAAAUGUUGGAGGGUAUGCAUCCUUGAGGAGCCAACUAGCAGAACUUAUCCUUUUGUCCAGCUCCUCUCCCCUGGAGAAAACCGCUCUUUAGUGCUCACUUGGAGCAAAUGCCAGUUCCGGUUUUCCAUGGAUUGCCAUUUGUUCUGAUCUACUGCUAAAGAGUUGAUAUUUCCUUGGAAAGGAGUGGGGCAAAGGGGAAACCACCUGGACCAGUGUUUUCUAGGCACGGCACAAGUAGAAGUGGGGAUGAGCCCGUAUUCCAGAGGUUUGUUAUUCCUAACCAGGGGGAUGGACCUUUGGAGCACAUGGUGCCCAGCUGUAAGCAGAUAGCCAAACACUUCAAGGCUCAGGUCGCUUUGCUCUGCUGUGGUUUAGACGUUGCUGUUGUGGCAGUGCCAGCUGAGGUGUCCAUUAGUUCCUUGGAUAUCCUGGCGUAUUAAAGGUAGCUGGAGUGGAGUGGCUGAAUGGGUAAGAGGUAUGGUAAACCUAUAUUUGCAUGAUUGAGUGCAAUCAGGCAGUGGAGCGUGUUUUUCUUUAAAAGUCCAUUCUAAACCUGUUGCUGUUGUUGUUUAGUCGUUUAGUCAUGUCCGACUCUUCGUGACCCCAUGGACCACAGCACGCCAGGCACUUCUGUCUUCCACUGCCUCCCGCAGUUUGGUCAAACUCAUGCUUCAAGAACACUAUCCAACCAUCUCGUCCUCUGUCGUCCCCUUCUCCUUGUGCCCUCCAUCUUUCCCAACAUCAGGGUCUUUUCCAGAGAGUCUUCUCUUCUCAUGAGGUGGCCAAAGUAUUGGAGCCUCAGCUUCACGAUCUGUCCUUCCAGUGAGCACUCAGGGCUGAUUUCCUUCAGAAUGGAUAGGUUUGAUCUUCUUGCAGUCCAUGGGACUCUCAAGAGUCUCCUCCAGCACCAUAAUUCAAAAACAUCAAUUCUUCGGACCUUCUUUAUGGUCCAGCUCUCACUUCCAUACAUCACUACUGGGGAAACCAUAGCUUUAACUAUACGGACCUUUGUUGGCAAGGUGAUGUCUCUGCUUUUUAAGAUGCUGUCUAGGUUUUGGACUUCCGGGGUGGCGCCAUCGGCAAUGGCGGACUCCCUCUCAACUGGAGGGACUAGCUCCGCGGGAAACGGGUCUUCUCCGCUACGGCGAAGCGGGGACCCUUUUAAAAAUCACAGGCGGAUGAAGCCUGUGACCAUGGGACUCGGCGGGCACCUUUAGCGCCCCCCCCAACUCGCUAAGGAACCCACUAACGGGCUCCGAAGUGAAGAGGGGGAAGUGGCGCGGUGCUGUGAGUCAACUGCUAUUUCCGUGGAGCGAAGCCUCAUAGCCGUUGCCGGAGAGUGCUGCCUUUUUCCUGGGACAAUUUGGACUCUAAAAUAAGCACCCGUGAGUACUUAAACUUUGAACAACUGGACCUUAAAUAAAGACUUGCUAGCAGAAAGGAAUUGGAUUUUUAAAAAUUUAUUUCAAUUUGGUACUGAACGGGAAGGUCUAAACAGGAAGUCAGCCUUCCGUUCUUUUGUAGACAGAAUAAAGCAAAGACAACGUAAACUAGAGCUCAGAAAAUCGCCUUUAAAGGAUUGGAUUUCAUCAUUUAAAAUCGUGGAACCCCCCUUCGACAGCAGGAGAAGAAGGGGGAUCUUUUUCAGACUGUUUAAAGUGAGUUUAAAGUAAAGCAACUUUCCUCCGUCCUGAUCCUGGAGUGGGGUGUCAGGACUGACGUUUGAAGUUCAUUGACCAGAGACAAACGUUUUUGACAGAUAGCUAAAAGAAGAGAAACGUAGUGAUUCCACUGUUUCCCUUCGCAUUUUAAAGGGACAAAUAUUGACAAAGUAUCUCAAAAAGGGAAACUUUGUUGCAAGAACAAAUAGAAGUUUUCCCCCUAGAGGGAGACUGUGAAACUGUAACCAACUCCAGGGAGCCGGCAGCUGUUACAGAUUACAAUCGUGGGAAUAGGCAUUUGACCUUGCAGGACAAUGUAUUCAGAAGCUCUGUUGUGUGCUUUCUAUAAAACAAAUGCCCUACUGGAACAGUUACAUGAGAAGAUGAAUUUGAUGGCGACCUCGACUAGAAAAUUUGAACAGGCAGUGGGAAAUUUUGAACAGACAGUGGGAAAAUAUGUGGAGCCCACCCAGGAAUUAAAUCAGGAGUGUGUCCUGACAGAACAGGCCCAACAGGAAUAUGAGUUUUCGGAUUUGACAAAUGAACUUGGAAAAAGCCAGAUUUGGAAAGAAAAGUUUGGUUUGGCUUGGAAAUGGGGGGCUGGAUUGACCCCCCUAUGCUGGGAUGUUUGGACUUUUCAAAUCUGGCAAUGGGCCGUGAGAUGUUUGGGAUUGUGGGGGCUCUUAAUUUUGGAGGAUUUUUGAAACAUGCCUUUAAAUACCAUAUGGAAUUUAGUGCUGAAUAUGGAAAAGGGGCUGAUCUGUCGAGAAGGGUUAAAAAUAUUGCCAAGCUGGAGUUACCAUGAGCAGGAGACAAGGGAAAAUACAGAUACAAAUAUGAAGAAGAGCUGCGGAAGGGACAUGGAAGAGACUUGAGGGCCUCGGAUAUAAGGUUGCCAGGUUAAUGGGCUAGAUUGAUGGGAUAAUAAGGACUGACAAAACCCGGAACCAGGAGGAAGGGACGUUGGAUGAAGAUUGGAUCUGUUUGUAUUUCUUUUUUCUACCAUUAGGACUGUUUUAUAAAAUUGAUGAAUGUCAGAAAAAUGUUGGAAUGAAAUUACUCGGCUUUAGUAAAGAUGUUUAAAGAAUUAUGAAAGAAUAUUAUGGUUAUGAGAAGUUGGUAAGGAUAAGAUUUAAGUUUUAAGCUUUAAGGUUUAUUUUCUUAUAGAAAGAUAAGAUUAAAACAGUUUAGGGUAAUGUAAUGACAGAAUAUUAUGAAAUAUGGAAAGGAUUUGCUGGGAUAAUUAAUAACUAGGAUACAAAGAAAGGGAAGAGGAGGAGGUCAAAGAAAGAAGGUAAUGACAGUUGAGGAUCCGAGAAUAAUGAAUUUGUUUUUAAAUGUUCUAAAUUGUUGGUGGUGUAUUUUUGUUUUGUUUUUCUGUCUCUUUUUCUUAUUUUUGAAUUUGUAUUUGUAUGGUUGGAAGGGGUUUGUUUUUUUUCUUUUUCCAUUUUGUUAAUCAUUUUUAUUUUGUAUUUAUUUUUCUGUUUUUAUUUUAGUUUGUAACACUUUGAAAAUUUCAAUAAAUAUCUUAUAUAUAUAUAAAAAGAUGCUGUCUAGGUUUGUCAUCGCUUUUCUCCCAAGAAGCAGGCGUCUUUUAAUUUCGUGGCUGCUGUCACCAUCUGCAGUGAUCAUGGAGCCCAAGAAAGUAAAAUUUCUCACUGCCUCCAUUUCUUCCCCUUCUAUUUGCCAGGAGGUGAUGGGACCAGUAGCUCUAGAGCUAGUGAAGUGCAAUAAAUAUAGACUGGUCACCAACACCCCUUGCUUGGCAAAACAAGUGGACAGGCCACUUGUGGAACCAUUGCAAGUUUUCCUGGGUGAGACUGAUUAUCUAUAUUUCAUGCGCUUUGGCACUCGUCACGGUGUCCCGUUGUGCCAGAAGCAGUUUAGUCAUGCUGGCCACAUCUCCUGGAAAGCUGUCUGUGGACAAACGCCGGCUCCCUCAGCCUGAAGCAAGAUGAGCGCCGCAACCCCAUAGUCACUUUUGACUGAACUUAACCAUCCAGGGGUCUUUUACCUUUAUCUUUUUAUAGGGCGGUUCCAUUAGUAUCUUCCAGGCUGUGUUCAGAGAAUAGCACUAGUGGGUGCAUCUUGGUCCCCCAGUACUUGUGCUAUGGAGUUCUACAGGACACUAUUCCUCCCCCAGUGCUUUUAAACAUCUAUAUAAAACUAUUGGGAACAGUCAUUAGGAGAUUUGGAGCACCAGUAUAUUUAAUAUUUAAUAUUUAAUUCAUAAUAAGAAUAUUUAAGAAUUCUUAUUAUGAAUUAAAUAUUUAAGAAUAAUUAAGAAUAUAUAUUGCCACAAGGGUUCAUCUGCUUUCUGAUUUAUAUAGCUUUUAUUGGCUGGUUUGAUGUAUAGCUGCUGUGAACCACUUUGAUUUUUUCAAAAAAUGAAUUAGUGGUAUAUCCAUAUUUUAAUUAAUGAAUAAAUUCAGUAAAAAUAACAGAAUGGUAACUUGGGAUAAGAGCACUUCCUGAGUGAGUGUCUAGCUAAUUAUUUCAGCUGCCCACAUACCCCUGUUUUGUCUUCCUGUAGAACCCUGUAUUAAACUGGUUUAACUCAGCACCCACAUCAACCAUGUCAUGCCAUAACAUAGCUAUCGUUUUACUUUUCAUAGGCAAGCCGGACGGUUGGUCAGCUCACACUACCCACAGUAAAGGUGAGAUGUCCUGUUCUUUUCUGCAUUGCAUAUCUCAGUGGGAUUCACGAUUAGUGCAGUGAGAAAGCCUACAUACAUGGGAGGUAAGCCGGCUACAAUGGGCAAGGUGUGUGUUGAGCGCUUAAGCACCAAGAUGUUGAGCAGGGACCCCUUCAGUUUGCCACUCAGUUCUUUGGGACUUGUGGGCAAGGAAGUCUUUCAUGGUUCACACAUCCAGAAUUUUGGGGUCCAAGGGGUUGCGAGCUGCAAGUUGGGCUCCUUCAACAAUUAAAGUUGUGUGGCUCAAUAGUAUGGAACCAGUCAGUAUACUGUUUCCAAUUUAUGGUCAAGUCAACUCCUCAGCCACUUCAGCAGGAAGGUCACAUGGUGGCUCCCACUUUAGAAAGGGCCCCAAACCACUCAAAUAAUACUUGCAGAUUCUCUAGUUUUUAUUGAGUUUAAUAAAGUUGUGGACAUAGAUAAGCCAAUCGUGAGCAUCUCGCCUCUUUACUCUCCUUCUCGUUUACUUGUUUCUCAGCUUCGUGCUUUGCCCAUACCUCGCUGAGAGGCAUUAAUUUAGCUUUAUACGAUGGAAGGCGAGAAAGAAAGAUGGCUGACAGAACUCAUAGAACGGGGUGGAUGAGCUGUGGCUCUCCAGAUAUUGCUGGACUACAAUUCCCAUCAUCCCUGACCAUUGGCCAUGGUGGUGGUGGCUGAUGGGAGCUGUAAUCCAUCUUCUUCAGGAGGGCCACAGUCUAGCCACUACUGGUGCAGACAAAUGAUGCAGAUGUCGUGGCAGCUUCCUACUCUCUGGCUGCCACAGAAAAUUUCAAAGGCCAAGCACAGCUUCAGAGCUAUUAUCUCAUGAACCUACACUACUCCAUGUACCUCAUUAUGCCUAGUGAGCUCUGCUCCAUGAAGCUAUAACAGGUGUUCAUGAAAGUGGUGAUGUGCCAGAUUCUUCUAAAUGGCAAUAGCAGCCUAGUCCCUCCUGGACUCUGUUCUGUGAUUUGGUAACUGGAUGCAACUCUAGAGUUUCUCUGCCUCCUUGCCUGGAAGAGAUCUUGGGAUUUUGAAUAACUGAACAGCACUUUCAAAUGCCAUCUAUGUCUGUUAAAGAAUAGCAGCUCUCUCUCACACACACAAUAUGCAUAUAUAUAUAUACACAUGUAAAUUAGCCACUGGUGAUGUAGAAUGAAGCAAAAUAUGUGGCAGCUGCCACAUAAUAUUUCAAGGGGCAACCACAAUUUCAGGGUUUUUGUUAUCUCAUGACCCCACAUUUCCCCAUAAAUCUCGUCAUCCUCAGUCAGCCCUGGUCAGUCAUUGCUGCUGUGGUGAAAUGCUAACUGCUUCUGAACUGCAGUGGCAGUCUAUUUUAUUUUUUUAAUAAUAUUUUUUAUUAGUUUUCAAUUACAGUCCAAUGAUAGUCUCAUUAUAACAAUACCACUUUAUAAUACAAGCAUGAAUACCAAUCGUUCAAAUACCAAAUUAUAUGAUUUGGAUUUGCGUGCUGGAUUUGAUGAUUUUCUUUAUUUCUGCAUUCCAAAAUCUUAUUAAUUUCCAUUACAUUCCAGUCAUAAUAAUAAUCCCUUAUACAACAACUGCAAUAUUAAUAACUUCCGUUUGUGUUGACACAUUAAAUGAUUUAUAAAACUACAAGUGAGGAACUCAAACUAUAUCCUUGUUCUUCCUGUGUGUGGCAAUUACUCUGUCCAUGGCUUUUCUCCGUCCUUGUAAGAUGUUCUUUCUUUCCCCCGCUUGUUGCUGUUAUGGAUGUGUUUAGGUGGAGCUGAUACCCCAUUAUUGUUCCACAAAUUUUUCCCACAGUAGCAGUUUAACCCCAUCUGGGCUCUCUGUUUCAUGAUUCUAACUUCCUGACUACUGCAGAGCUCCUGUCACAGCCCACUUGGAAGAGAUAAUCUCAGCAGUUUGAAUAAUAGAUACAGGACUUUGAAAUAGGAUUUACAUUAGCUGUGGAAGUGUGAGUGUGUGAGUGAGUGUGUGUAAGAUUUCUAUGCACCCCUCUCUCCCCCAGGCCUCCCUCUGAAAUGCGAACAGCCGAAAGAAACAGGACCAUGCAAGGCUAUGUUCCCACGAUAUUAUUAUGAUGUUUGGGACAAGAAAUGUACGCACUUCAUAUAUGGCGGCUGCGGUGGCAACGAGAACAAUUUCAAAUUUUACUUGGAAUGCUAUGUGGUGUGUGAAAACCCUGGUAAGAAUGAGCCACUUUUAAUGGUUUUAAUAGACAACAAAAAGAACCUGCAGUUUUUGCUAAGCAUUACGCAGUGGCAUAGCGUGGGGGGUGCAGGGGGGGCCAGCCGCACCGGCCGCAACAUCUGGGGGGGGGGGGCGCGCUCGCACUCGCAGCUCUCUGCCCCUACCUGGCUCAACGGAUUAGGGGGCGCAAAUUACUUGCCUUGCCCCGGGUGCUGACAACCCACGCUACACCACUGGCAUUACGCAUGCAUUAUAACUCCCAAACUGGGCAAUCUUAUCUUUAAUCAAGGGAGUGGGGGUGGUGGGACUGGAGCUGUCGGCAUCCUGAGGAAUGGGUCCUCCCAUUCUUGCUUUCUAAAAUGUCAGUAGCAAAGCAGCUUUUGAUGCUAGAAUAGGGAAAGUACAUAGUUUUCAAAGGGGGGGGGGUCUGCAAGUGGUAAAGUACAGUUCCUAGGGCACUUGGGGCAAAUGGGUUUGUUUUUAAAUGUAUUGUAAAUGUACAGUGUAUAUGCAGUGUAAGGAAAAGGGGAAGGUUGUAAGUUAUAAUUUGAAAACAGAAGCAAGAAAUCAAGUGAAUGCCUGGGUGAAUAAUGUAUCAGACAGAUGGCACACGGAAAAGGGAAGGUGUUCAUGUCUGGGUAGAAUCAUGUGAAAAGCAAAGCAGUACUUUUUACUGGGGAGCUUUAAGUUGAGCUCCAAUAAGCCCUUAGCUGAAAUAUAUAACCUCCAACAUUUCUCUGAUGAAAAUAGGGAUGUCCCAUUGCUGCUGCUGCUGCUGCUGCCCCGCCAAUCUGGCUGCCACUGCUAUUCUGGGUGGCUUCCAACAUAUAUAAACAUAUAAUAAAAGAUUUAACAUUUAAAAACUUCCCUCUACUGGGCUGCCUUUAGACUUUUUCUAAAGGUUGUAUCGUUACUUAUCUCCUUGGCUUGGGGCUCGCAUAAGUCCAUACCCUCUAACAUUUCUCCAAUGAUAAGAGGGAUGUCCUACCAUAGCCUCCAACAUUUCUCUGAAAAUAGAGAUGUACUAAGGAAAAGCAAGACAUUCCAGGAUCAAAUCAGAAACUGUGACAGCUUCUGUAAAUCUGGGACUGUCCUUGAAAAAUAGGGACACUUGGAGGGUCUGGAAAUGGCAUAAUGCUUAUUCAAGAAUGGGAUAGUAACUUGGGGUUAAGAGUAGCACUGAAGCAUCUGGAAAAUGGUUUUGGCUCCUGAAAUUCCCACCAGCACUAGCAUCACUCAUUGUCACAGUCCAGGUUACAGGCAGUCGGAGUCCCGGCUUGGUAUGUCGGGACCGGGGUAGAGGUUGGGAAGCAGGAAUCAGCAGUCCAGGGUCAACAGUCCAGGGGUCAGGAAGCCAAGAGUCCACAAAUCAGGAAAUCAGGAGUCAGGAAGCCAAGAGUCUGAGGAUCAGGAAACCAGGAGUCAGGAAGCCAAACCACAGCUAGGUGGGUAACAUGUUGCUGUGGCAAAGAGCCAGGGAAAUGCUGGUCUUAUAUACCCCUCCCAGCCCUUGCCACCAGGUGCUAUGAGUCUUCUGUCAAGCCUCACCUGUGCUUCUGUGCCUUGCUCUUCCAGGCCAAACUCAGGAAGGCCCCAGUCCUGCGAAGCCCUACCAGUCACAGGGCCUGGAUCCUGCACACACUCCUAACACUCACAUUUACUUCUGGCCAUGCUCACUCCCGCUAAUGAUGUCACCUUAAGACUUGCAAGCUUCAGGCAGAAAAGGUCCCUCACACCUGCUGUACAGUAAUAUUGUUCUCCUUAUUCAUUUAAUAGGACACAAGUUUAAUCCUGCGCUGACUCAAGGUGAGCAAAGGUAACAGCUCCGUGGCAUUUUCCUUCUGACCCUCGUAUGCAUUCUGCCUUCCACUCCUGCUGGCUUUCUUCAGUUUGGCAGCUCACUUCUUAAGGUCUUUCCCCACUCUUUCUGUACUACUUUGUCGUUUCCACCCGGGUCCCAGGGCUUGUUUCCUCCCAAGACACAGUGGGAUCUGGCCAUAAACACACAGCCUAACCCCCAUCCCCUGGACUGAGCUACACUGAGCAGGGGCUACAGCAGAGAUCUAGCUGAGAUUGUGAAGCUUCAUGGAGUUCAAGUGAUGUUCAGGUGGAUGAGUGAGGGAGACAGUGGUAUUUCAGACCAAGCUCUGCUCCUCUACUCAGCCAUCCAGCCAUCCCAACUGACUUGGAGCCCUGGAGCAGGGCUUUCCCGGGAAGUCACCUUCUGGUUAAUUGGUCUUCUGUACUCAACCACUGGGGUCAUCAUCAUUCAGAAGAGUCUACUGCCAUCAGUAUUUAUGGAAUGGAUCAUGCCCCAGGAGGACAGCCAUCCUCUGCAUGGGUCAUUCACAUUUGAACCCAAGACUCUCAGCCAAGGUCUUCCCUACUUAUGUUUUUCUCCCACAUCCUGCGUAUUGGCCUCUCUGUCCACGAAUCUCAGAACACUUCCCCUACUUCCUUCCUUUCUCUAGGGGUUCAAGGGCCUACCUACUGAAACAUUCUGAAGUGGAAGCAUAUGCAGCCCUCUGCACCUAUGGCCAUGUUCUUCUGCUGAUCUCCAUGCCCAUCUCUUUAAACCUCUCUCUCUCUGCUCACGCAACCUUCUGUUUGUUUUAGGGCCAUAGCUCAGUGGCAGAGCAUGUGCUCUGAAUGCAGAAGGCCCCAGAUUCAAUCCCAGGCAUCUCCAGGUGAAGCUGGGAAAAAGUGUCCCUGCCUGAAACCCUGAAGAGCUGCUGCCAGUCAGUGUAGACAAAUGUGUCCUCUUCUUUGCUCUUCAAACUAUGACACACACCCCCAUACAUAUAUAUAUGAAUGAAACUUGUCUUUGUGCUUCUCUUUCUCCUCUAAUGCCAGAAACUCUGCUUGAGACAUGCAAACAACCAAAAAACCCGGGACCUUGCAAAGCAGCCUAUCCUCAUUUUUACUAUGAUUCCCAAAGCAAGACGUGUAAGCCUUUCAUAUACGGUGGCUGUCAAGGCAACCAAAAUAACUUUGAAACUGAAGAGGAAUGUAUGCAGGAGUGCAUGUAGGCGCUGGUAAGAUCACAGAUUUCUUUAGAACUUUUCCAGGGAACCCAGAGAACCUCCCUUUUCCUCUUAAUGCUAUUUAUACAACAGUUCUGUUCCAAAGGCAUGAAUACAAUAUCCUGACUUCAAGGGAGAAGGAUAGGUUUUCUUCCGGGGGAUAGCCUCUGAGUUCAGGAGGGAGGUAAUGAGAUGCACUCUGUUUGAUGGUAUGUUUUUUCGUGCAAACUACCUUCUCACCAACAGAUUAGAUUAUCAUGGUUCCCCUUGUCUGGUAUGAAAGUAACCCUCAGUCCAUCGGUAAUGAUCAUGAAUUAGAACAAAUUAGAACAAUGCUUUUGAAAGAUCAGUAGAGUAGCAGAGAGAGGAGAGGAGAGGGAGAAGAGAAAAGAAGAGCACAUUCAUUUAUAGUGUGUGAUUUUGUUGGGGGCAAUGGCACUCAUAUAAGCACAUUCCACACACUUUUUACAGGCUGUAUAUACACCAUACAUUUAAUAAUAAAAAUAAAUUUAAAAAAAUUAUUUAUAUCCCGCCCUCCCCAGCCGAAGCCGGGCUCAGAGCGGCUAACAACAUUAAAAUGAUACAACAUUCUAAAAUCAUUUCAUUAUAAAAUCAAUUCAAAUCAGAUCAAUGGCAACCAUUGGGUUAGAGUUCUGUGAGGAUUGCCAAAGGAGGGGGUCAGGCUGUGCCCUGGCCAAAGGCCUGGUGGAACAGCUCUGUCUUGCAGGUCCUGCGGAAAGAUGUCAAGUCCCGCAGGGCCCUAGUCUCUUGUGACAGAGCGUUCCACCAGAUCGGAGCCACAGCCAAAAAAGCCCUGGCUCUGGUUGAGGCCAGCCUAACCUCUCUGUGGCCCGGGACCUCCAAGAUGUUUUUGUUUGAAGGCCGUAAGGUCCUCUGUGGAACAUACCAGGAGAGGCGGUCCCAUAGGUACACAUCUUUGUCCCCCCACAAAAUUCCUGAGAAGUGUAGCUUGUUAAGCAUGCUAGGAUUUGUAACUCAUUGAGGAGUAAACUACAGGAUCCUUUGGGAAAGCACACGACACAUGUACAGCAUAUGUGGUCAUGCUAGCUUGAAAUUUCAAGUAGUCACCUGAUGUCUAUGGGCUUCAGGGAGUAUGAACAUUUGGAUCGGAGCUUUUACUAUGAAAAGAGGUGACCAGUGGGCUGGGUCUUUUCCCAGGCCUUCGGGUAUUUAACCUUCCCCUGGGCAUGGCGCCAAGCCCCACUACUGGUCAGUUGGUACCGCGCCCAGGGGAAUGCCUCCUAAAUUCCUGUUGCCAUUGGCCACUUCAGUGGCAGGAGGACGGUCCGGCCUGCUAGAGGCCGGUUCACAGGGGAGACCUGGUGUCUGCCCGCAAAGCCACCCACCCAAGGAGGGCAAACAGACCUAUGAAAAUACGUGAGCAGUUGGUUGUGGUCUUUCCCCAAACCUUCGCAUCCCUAGCUACAACAGGGAUGCCAUUCCCAUAUGUCUCUGGGCAGAAAACUACCCUAUUUGACUGACAUGUGAAUAUUAGGAUAUUAGGAUUACUGAAUAUUAGGAGAACCACUGACUUUUCAUUCCCUGAUGAGAAGGGUCUUGCUACCUCUGUUGUUUUGAGGGCUAUCAAAAAUUCCUGGAUGCCAAUAACUAAGGUUGGGGUAAGUACUCUUGGUUGAGAGAAACACUGUGGAGAUUUAAAAUCACAAAAUAUGGAGCAAAGCAAAGCGUGGGAAUACAGGCCAUGAAAACCUUAAAAUGUGCCCUUAAUGUGAGUUCCAAAGUUUCCCUCUUUCCCUAGCAUAGAAAAAGACCACACACUUGCUAAAUUAAAAAUUGUGUACUUACAGCUACUACAGCUAAUCCAGAAUACAGCAGCUAGACUGGUGACUAGGAGUGACCACCCAGACCAUAUAACACCAGUAUGUUUCUAAGCACAAUUCAAAAUGCUGGUGCUGAACUUUAGAGCCCUAAAAGGCUUCAGCCCUAUAUACCUGAAGGAGUGUCUCCACCCCCAUCGUCCAGCCCAGACACUAAGAUCCAGUGCCGAGGGCCUUCUGGUGGUUCCCUCAUUGCAAGAGGUGAGGUUACAGGGAACCAGGGAGAGGACCUUUUUGGUAGUGGCACCGGCCCUGCGGAACGCCCUCCCAUCAGAUGUCAAGCAGAUAAACAGACAUGUGAUUUCUAAAAGACACCUGAAAGCAGCCUGUUCAGGGAAAUUUUGUAGAAAAGUCACAAACUCAUAACAAUACACAGGAAACAUGUUGUUGAAAAUAUCAUAUCUCCCCUCAGUCUCCUCUUUUCCAGGCUAAACAUACCCAGCUCCUUCUACCGCUCCUCAUAAAUCUUGAUUUCCUGCUCCUUUAUCAUUUUGGUUGCCAUCCUCUGCACACAAUCUAGCUUGUCAACAUUCUACUUAAAUUGUGGUGCCCAGAAUUGGACACAGUAUUUCAGGUGUGGUCAGACCAAGGCAGAAAAGAUUGGUACCACUACUACCUUUGAUCUGGACACUAUACUUCUGUUGAUGCAGCCUAGAAUAGCAUAGCUUUUUUUGCUGCAGCAUCACAAUAUUGACUCAUGUUAAGCUUGUGAUCCAUCAAGACCUCUAGAUCCUUUUCACAUGUACUCCUAGUAAGCCAAGUGUCCCCCAUCUUAUAUUUGUGCAUCAGGUUCUUCCUGCCUAAGUGUAGAACCUUACAUUUGUCCCUAUUGAAAUUUAUUUUGUUAGCUCGGACCCAGUUCUCCAAUCUGUUAAGGUCAAUUUGAAUUCUGAUUCUGUCUUCUUCAGCAUUAGCUACCCUCCCAGUUUGGUGUCUUCUGCAAAGUUAAUGAGCAUCCCCUCAAUUCCUUCAUCCAAGUUGUUUAUGAAUACGUUGAACAACAAUGGGCCCAGAACACAACCGUGUGGCACCUGACUUGUCACUUUCCCCCAUUAAUGAGGAACCAUUGGGUUUGGUCAGUCAACUAGCUACAAAGCCACCUAACAGUCACAUUGUUCAACCCACAUUUUAUCAACUUUUUCUCAAGAACAUCAUGGGGGAUUUUGUUGAAAGCCUUACUGAAAUCAGGAUACACUAUGUCCACAGCAUUCCCCUGAUCCACCAAACUUGUAAUGCCAUCAAAAAAAGAAAUUAGAUUAAUUUGGCAUGACUUAUAUUUGAGAAACCCAUGCUAGAUCUUAGUAAUCACAACAUUCUUUUCUAGGUGCUCACAGACCGACUGUUGAAUUAUCUGUUCGCAGAACCUACCUGGUAUCGAUGCCAAGCUCACUGGUGCAUAGUUAACUGGGCCUUCAUUUUUCCCCUUUUUGAAGGUGGGGACAACAUUUGCCCACCUCCAGUCUGCAAGAUUUCUCAAAGAGCAUUGGCAAGAGCUCCUCCUCUAGGGUCCUCCUCCACCUCUUCCUGCUCCCCCUCCUCACGAGGGGUGCUGCCAAAACCUCCCCACCACUCAUCCUCACUCUCUUCCCAGUCUCCUCCUACCAGUGGUGUAGCAAGGUCAGGUGGUACCCGGUGUGGAAAAUUUAUUGUCACCUCCUCCCCCCAUUGAAAUUAUUAAAAGGGAAAAUAAGAA